CUCCUCAACGACGUCGUCCGAAGGGCAGUCAGUCGCGUGCACCUCGACGGAAGUUAUAUUCGCAGAGUAGAAUUUUUCCAAGCGACAAGAUUAUCCAAGAGGGAAGAUCGAUAUCGAAGUUAAGGCUUCUGAAGCUUUAGGUCCGUCAGCCGAGCGUAAAAUAGGCCCUGACGUCCACCGGCAAUCACAAAAAUUGGAACACAGCGAAGGUAAAGUGGGGUGCGCGUGUUUCGUACCGAUUGUUAAACGACGAAGUGGCGCUUGUCACGCGACUUAAUAGAUGCCAUCGAAAUUAAUGUUCGAGAGAGCGAACUUUAGUGAAAGAUGCUCUUCGUGGUAAACGAUUCUUUGCGACCUAAGGUCACCGAAAAUCACAAUUGUUGAAUGCUGAUCGUUCCGACUAAUUACAGUUCGCAUCGCACGCACAUAAAUUAUUUAUGUCUUGAUGAGAAAUUAAACGAUGGCGAAUGAUAUGCUCAUUAAGGCUUCGAUCUUGUUAAGUAUCGUUUUGCUAACUUUGAGCACAAACGAGCAAACAUGCUCUGAAAACACCACAUUAUUGGAGACUACGGGUGACGCUAUUUUAACCGCCUUCGUGAAUGCCAAUUACGGACAAUAUUGCAACGUAUCGUCAUCCAAGGGUCUCCAACAAAUCUCGACGAUAUUACGCAUAGUGCAAACUUUGAACAAAUAUGACUAUAUACCAAGUGUGAAAUUAGGGCUAAGAAUCUUCGACACGUGUCCUGAUAGGAUUACGGUGUUUAGACAAGUUUUGCGAGUAGCGAUCGAACAAAGUUGCGCGCCGGAUUACGAGAUGGGUGUGCUGGUGUCGUCCCAGUACGGGCAUGUGAUGGAUUAUCUUCGCGAUCACGGCGGUCUGCCGAUCGGCGUCUACGAGGAACGAGAUUUUACGAUGCCCUUGAUCGAUAUCUUGGCGCAUUAUCUGAGCACCAAAUACAAGAUCGUCGAUCUGGUGUACACCAACGCGGAUUACGUUCUCGAUCGUUUCCUGAAAGUUACCAAGGACGCUGGUGUGUGCGUGAAGCGAAGUGACAUCAGGCGCGUCAACGGUGACGGGUACGCGAACGUCACGGAAACAGUUAUAGUCGCAAUCGGCCAGAGAAAUGACGUGCUACGAUGGCUGGGAGAGAACGAGGAAUCAAGGGAUUCCAGCGAAACGUGGCUCCUGCUGCCGCUCGAUAAUUCGGAUAUUGACGAUCUCAUACCACCCGGAUCGUAUGUCAUUAAGCCGGAAAUUCCUCGUUUCGAUCUUGGUGAAUUCUCAAGCACGGACGAAUUCCCGGAGAACUCCGACAACUCGACGAACAACUCUCCGUAUCUCCUCGACAUUGGGAAGGCCGUCAUCGGGCUGGCGGAAGUCUUCCGGGAUCUCCUAGUGAGAAGCUGCCCGAUCGACAACAAGGAGUGCAGCAUCGUGACGCAAUCCCCAGAAUCGCAACGGGAAAUUCGCGAUGUCGAUGUCUACGAGAUUCUCCACAUGCAACCGCGAUCGCACUCGGUGAGAUACGUGAUCGCCACAAAGAUGCAACACGAUUCACACGAGCUUAUCGACGUCGCUUUUUACGAGAUCGAAGUGUCCAAUUUACGCGUUCUCCCGAAGGCGACGAUGCCCGGCAAGCCGGGGCUCUGUUUGGAGCACCUUGCCGAGAAUUGCGAGAACUGCAUGAAUUUUCAAGGGCGCUCUGACGCGCACGACAUUACAAAAGUGGAUGUCGUCGGCAAAAGUAUCCUGAAGAACAGCAUCUACGUUCCUGUUUUCCUGAUCGCCAUCGUAUGCGGCGUUCUUGCGUGCUGCGUCAUGGUGAUCUUUAUCGUCCAUCGUUUUGUGACUGGAGAAAUACUCGACGGUAAUCCAGCCCUCACAAUUGUCCUCGUCCUGGCCAACCUGUUUACCCUACUGACAGCGUUGCCCUUCUGCGUAACGGACGAUUAUUUCGGCGCGGAGAGCCUGAACGCCUGGAAGAUCUUUCUCACCACUCUCGCGUUUGGCCUCACGUUCUCGCUCAUGCUCUCGAGAGCGUUCUUCCUGGCCUUGUCCGCGGGAGGUGUUUUUAUCAUUCAUAUUAACGGAUAUCUGCAGAGUCUUAUGACGCUCUUUAUGUACGGCGUGCAAAUUACCAUAUCGGUUAUGUUUUACGUUCUGAGCACAAUGAACUCAGCUAUGGUCGCCAGGAGUCUCAUCUUUAUUGCGUUAUUAGGAUAUGACAUAUCUUUAUUAAUUGGAUUGUUCGUUGCUUGCUAUUACAUUAUCCGAACACAACGCAAUUAUUAUGAGGGAAGAUGCUUCUUCGGCACUGCUGUCGGUCUAUUGAUAAUAUGGGCGAUAUGGCUAAUGUCCUUCAUGUUGAUGCACCCUAAAAAUCGCGACGCAAUCGUUUCCUUCGGUAUAGUUGCCACAGCUUACUUGAUUAUCUUCAGUAUCUUAACACCAAGGAUUUAUUAUAUGGUCACGCACAUACCCAAGAGAAAAGAUCCCGAACAAAGAUUCGAUCCCGUUAAUCGACCGACCAAUUCGAUUGUUAAUACUAUCGUCAGGCAGUCACGUUCCUCCUACGAUUACGUUCAUCCUGCUGGAGAAAAUCAGAUUCUACGAGUGCCAUCAGCAUAUCCAAAUUACUACGGUAAUUCAAGCCCGAAUUUGAAAUAUCUCGAGAGAUGUAGAAGUCCAAAUCACUAUGAAAUGCCUGUAUAUAAUAAUUACGAAUGUCGUGCAGAAAUGAAGGAGAUCGACGCUACCUAUAUCACGCCACGAAUGUACAUCGAGAAUACAAGGUCUCUAGCAACAAAUGACGUCAUUUACGCGCAGCCAAGGAUCUAUAAAUCUCAGAGGAUAAUUCUGGGAGAGAAAAGCAAUGCAGAAAUUACUUGUAAUAGAGAUCAUUCUUCACCUAGUCCUAGACUACAUGUCGAAAUGUAUCCUAUGAGAUACACCAGCCCAACGAAUAUGGAGAGAGAACGAAGAAUCUCUGAAGAAGAAGAGGAUGAAAAGGACGAAGAAGAAGACGAAGAAAAUCAGGAGGACGAAUGCGCCAGCAGAGUUACCCGUUUUUGAUAAGUUUAUUUAAUCUAGUAUUCAAUUUUUAAUGUCCUACAUUCUUAUAAAUUUUUUAUAAAAUGGAUUUAUAAUGAAACAUUUUUAAAAUAAUUAAUAGAUUUAAAUCACGGAAAACUGGAAUGACCAAACAAAAUUCAUAAUCCGCAAAAUAUUUCUUUUUUCCAUUGUGUCUCUUAUUUUUUGAAAGAUCUUUGAUUUAUCUAAUAACUCUAAGGCUUGUAUUUAUAAUCAUUGCGUGAAUCAUGUACCUAUUAAAAAGCGUAUCAAGUGAGACAUUCAAAGUACCAUUUUAUAUUUUGAAAUACAAACGGUUCGAUAUAGUCACAUUUUGAUUGUGAAAAACGAUUAUUAGUCCGACGUGAUAUCUGAUGUCAUUAAAGUACUGUUCGCAAUACUGAGUCUCGCGAUAUUAAACAUCUUUAUUGCAGAUGAUAUAAAAUCAAAUUAUUAAUAAAUAAAAAUUAGGAUAGGCUAUGAAAAUCUUAUUUGCAAUGACAAUUCGUGUAUACGUUCAAUAAACUGACGAUUAUAACCAAU
This is a messenger RNA of Temnothorax curvispinosus, 3613 nucleotides long. RefSeq lists its product as uncharacterized. Gene Ontology annotation, molecular function: adenylate cyclase inhibiting G protein-coupled glutamate receptor activity. The coding region runs from base 461 to 3073 and encodes 870 amino acids. The transcript is spliced from 9 exons. Lineage: Eukaryota; Metazoa; Arthropoda; Insecta; Hymenoptera; Formicidae. Gene Ontology annotation, cellular component: membrane. Gene Ontology annotation, biological process: G protein-coupled receptor signaling pathway. The record is from RefSeq and is a predicted model, not a curated record.